This is a messenger RNA of Cylas formicarius (sweet potato weevil), 764 nucleotides long. Its product is annotated as endoglucanase-like. Lineage: Eukaryota; Metazoa; Arthropoda; Insecta; Coleoptera; Brentidae. Bases 6 to 746 code for a protein of 246 amino acids. Gene Ontology annotation, molecular function: cellulase activity. The record is from RefSeq and is a predicted model, not a curated record. The transcript is spliced from 3 exons. Gene Ontology annotation, biological process: carbohydrate metabolic process.
UCGAAAUGAUUAAACAAACAUUGAAAUCGAUAGAACACUCACCCGAGAAAAUGAAGUUUGUGAUACUUGGUCUUUUAGUGGCCGUAGUGAACGCUGAUGGCGAUUUUACUCCAAUUCCGGGAGGCCUGAGCGGUUCCGGAACCACCACCCGAUAUUGGGAUUGCUGCAAGCCGUCGUGUGCAUGGGUGGAAAAUCUCCCGGCUAGCAUAAAAACUGCGGUAGACACAUGUUCAGCUGACGGUGAAACGGUCAUCAGUCCGGCCAUACAAUCGAGCUGUAUUGGAGGAACGGCAUUCAUGUGCAACAAACAACAACCUUAUGCCGUCAGUGACACGUUGGCUUAUGGGUUUGCAGCUGCAUCUUUCACAGGCGGAGCUGAUGUAAACUUCUGCUGUUCCUGUUUCCUGCUUACUUUCCAGGGACAACUUCAGGGAAAGCAAAUGGUGCUCCAAGUUACCAACACCGGUGGCGAUUUGGGUCAGAACCAGUUUGACAUCGCUCUUCCAGGUGGAGGUGUAGGCAUAUUCACCCAGGGUUGCGUGAGCCAGUGGAACACGUCAUGGAGCGGUUGGGGAAAUCAAUAUGGCGGAGUAAGCAGCUUAGAAGAAUGUUCCGAGCUACCAAAAGAACUGCAGCCCGGCUGCCAGUUCAGAUUUGGAUUCUUCGAAAACGCAGAUAAUCCUCAAGUCCAGUUUCAGCAGAUCCAAUGUCCUCAAGAACUUGUAGAUAAUACGCACUGCAGUUAAAUAAAAAUUUGAUAAAUA